This is a messenger RNA of Lymnaea stagnalis (great pond snail), 5471 nucleotides long. Lineage: Eukaryota; Metazoa; Mollusca; Gastropoda; Lymnaeidae. The record is from the annotation of a GenBank genome assembly.
AAAGAUCUGGCAGGUGAUAGCUAAGAAAUGUUCAAAUAAAAUACUUUUUUUUUAUUUCACCGAUAUUGAAAUACUUUCAGUACAGUGUGUGUGACCAGGUGAUGUAUUCUAAGCCCUGAGACCUGGUAAUAUGUUACAUCAUCAGAAAUAUAUAAAUCAAAGAGGUUUUAAAAUUAUAAAUACAUUUUUUUAACCUGGAAGAUGUGAAUAAACGCCGUCUAGUUUAUCGAGAUAUAGCCUAUAAUAAAUAAAUAUAAAUUACUUAUAACUAUUAUUAUUUACAAUGUGUAUAAAGCUAUAUGGAGCAGUUAAAAAAUAUUGUGAAUCCCUAAUCCUUAAUAGUGCAGAAACCAAUAAAAUAAUUUAACUUUAAAAUGACUAAAAUUUUAUGAAUGUUUACCACAACGUUAAUACAAUUAAUGGCGCCCAAUUAAAAAAAACAUAUGGUGAAACUGUGGCUAUUAUUAAGAAAUAUCUCUGUCUAGUUUUAAAGAAAGAACUUGUCAAUACACUCACCGUUCAAUUCAAUGAUGAAUGCGAUUCUACCUAGUAAACAUUAAUUUAGUUGAGAAUAUCAAGCUGCUUAAGGAAAUUAUUAACACUUGAACAAUUAGAAAUAACGUAAAACUAAAGUAAAGUCAGAGAGAUAUGUAUAUUUCUUUUCAUACAUUUAAGCAUCUGCAUACAAUUUAUGUCAAUCAUCAAUAAGAAAGAAAUGGUUUAGUAAUAAAAAAAGGAUGGAUGUUUUGUGUGGCUCUCCUUCAUGUUUUUUGUUGUUUUUUUUUUAAAUUUUUUUUUUUUUUUUUUUUUUUUUUUUUUUUUUUUUUUAAUUUUUUUUUUUUUUUUUAGUUUACAGUUUUCGUACACAUUGACUACUAUAUUAGUCUCUUUUUAUAUUUUUUUCAAAAUAAAGAACAAAAUACAUUGUGAUUGACCUUAGCAAAGACUAAGAUACAACUAUGAUAUCAUUCAUCUAUUUUUAGUCAUAACUUUGAGACAUUACACUGCAGUAGACGCUAUGUGUCGAUGCUUGGGUUAUAAUGGAGGCUAAGGUAUGAAGUAUUGAUCGCAGGUACACAGUGUGGAGUUGCACAACGUACGUCACACACCGUGGCCUCGCAUCAAUAACCACGAAUAGAUAUUCUCAGCGGUUCUAAAAUAUGUGCAAGCCGGACAUCCGUCGUCAAAUAUGGUAUAACGUUUUUGAAGUUGACAACAUUUUUAGGAAUGAUAUAAAAAAAUGUGUAUUCAACUUUAACCAGAUCAGAAUGAACCUUUACAAGAUACUAACCAAUCCAUUAAUCUGUCGGGCAUCCGUUAGUCACAUACAAUGACUCCCUGUUCCAGUUAACGAACACAUGAGAGAACUUAUAUGUCUUGAAGGUCUGCCAAUGUUAUGACACUGCCGGACAUAAUUUAUUACACUUUAAAACAAACGCUCCCCAUAGAGAUAAGUACGAUAGUGUUGGCAUUGGUACAGACUUAGCCACUCAUUCAUUCUAGAGAGGUAUGUUCAUAGUAUGAUCUAGGGUAUAACACUAUAUUUACACUUUUUAUCUUCUUUAAUCCUUAGGAAUAAUAAGGUGGAAUCUUUGAUUAGGCAUAUCAUAAAGAUAAUGAAUUAAAUGAAAAUUAAACGUAGAUUUAACAUUAAAUAAUUCAUAUUAUGUAUUAUAUAUAUCGUUAUUUAUACAUAUGUGAUUGAAGUUUUAUUCUCAUAACAAUAGCGUAUUUUUUAUACUUUAGAUAAAUAUAUGGAUAAACGACUGUGUACACAUCUCUAUAACAAUAUAAAAAUGGUGAUGACAAUGGUUUCCUUAAUUUCUGAUAUUACAUUUUGGAUAUAAUUAGUCAAAGCAAGAUUAAACUCUAUUGCCAUACGUUGGAUACCACAUUCAACUGUCGAUAUCUGUAAACAGUGUUAUGGGAAACCUUUUAAAGAAUAUAUUUUUAAGGUUUUUUUAAGUUCAUGAAUUCGACAAACUAAUGCCAUUGUAAAAUAUUUAAGAAACGCAUUACUUCCCCUGCACCAUUUGAAACAUUUUUGUUCAUGCAAAGCUUGAUGCAUUUGACAUCAACCUAAAUGGAGAAGUGUUUUUUUUUCCCUACCGAAGCUCUCAAAUGUAAAAUUAAAGUAACUAGUCAGUCACGCAUUCAUCUGUCGGGUAGAGGGGGUUGAGUCAAUACAAAAAAAAAAGAACUACACAUUUACCUUAGUGAGAGCUUGGAGGCUGAAAUAAUUAAAUACCUUUAUUAAAUUUGUUACAUUAAAACUAAAAAGGUCAAAUCCCUCAAUACUUAUGUUUUUUAGAGAAUGUGAACAUCUAUUGAUGGCCAUACACACAACAAAUGUUAAUAUUUGUAAAAUUCAUACUCACACACAAUAAUAAUUACACUAUAUAUAUACAUAUGCAUAUAUAUAUGUAUGAUACUGAUAGCCAAUUAAAAGAUCUAUUUCAAAAGAACCCUACAUUUUAAAAAAAAUAUUUCUAAUAAUCCAUUGAAAUGGAAGACACAAGCCUAUAAACCCCGUCAUUGUCUCUACAAGACUGAAGUAUUGCAGUUGAUCUUUUAAUAACUGAACAACAACAAAAAUAAAAAUACCACCUGGCAAUAAAGAUCAGAACGUGUUGUUUAAUUGAAGAUAAAUAAAUCAAUUCAAGUUAUUAAAUGCGUUCGUAUUAUAUGGAUUUCGCUGUAAAUUGAUAUCAUUUUUAUUGUAAAAUUUUAAUUAUGUCACAUUAAUCACGCCCUUAAUACCGAAAAAAAAAAUAUUAAUAAAUAAAAGAAAGUUAGAUAGACUAAUUCACCCUUCUAAACGGUGCUUCCUCUGUGCUCAAAGUAAAGCAGAGAAUCCCUUGAAAAUCUCUUAUGAUGUCCUAUUGGCUUUUGAAUGAAUCCAAACUUAUUUGGUUUAUAUAUUAUAUCUAAUUUAUUAACAGAUUUAUCAAAAAAGACACAUUAAGAAGAUUUCAAAAUGUUGAAAGGUUUGUUGAAGUCGCUGCUGUUCGUGAUUAUGUUAAAUGUUGCCAUUGCCAGGGAUUCUCAUGAAAGGUGGGGACACUCAAUGGAGCACGGGUGAGCUUCGAGUCACUUUUAUAUAUAUAUAUUUUUAUAAUGUUGCAUAAAUUGUAAGAGGAUUAAGAAAGUGGUCCAAUCUUGACAAACCAAAGCCUUAAAUAAGAAAACAGUUUCUAGAUAGCAAUACCCAUUCUAAUAAGAUAUUCAAAAAAAAAUCUGCAUCAGUAACAAAGAAUAAUCAUUAAAGCUAAUUAUAUUUCAAAAUUUAUUUGGGGCAAAAUGUUGCUUGAUUUUUGAAAAAAGCUUUAAUCUAUGAGUGCAUGACAUUUCGCCGUUAUUUACAUUAACAGAAAAAAAUCCUAGAUUUAAAGUAAUGUGAUAGGAAAAGAACAUCUCAGCAAAAAAGUUUUGAACUUUUGAUCGACAUUACCUGACUCCAAGGACGUUUUAGAUAGCAAUGCAGACUUGUAAAUCCUGCUGUGGGUGGUAAUAAAGCAACUUAUAGUUCCAAUCGUGACUUUUUAAUACGACAGGAAUACCGACAUUAAGCAAAAAUCUAGUAAAUCUGAGACGAUGGGCCGUUAAUUGUUUCCUAUAGUUUAAAAAACUUAACGUGUCUUUUUAAAAUGAAACAAACGCAUAUAUCAAACACAAUAUAACAAAAAUAUGUUUAAAAACAAAUCACUAUAAAAAAACUGCUAUAAACUUCCAAAACACUUUUAAAAAAGUCGAGCUUACACUAAUGUCUUUGAUGAGUUGUUUGACAACUUAGUUAUGGACGUUUAAAACAGAAGACAUAAUCUGAACAAAAAAAUUCAGGACGAAACAUUCCCAACAUUCUAACUGGACAUACCUAACGGAAGUGUAUCCUUAAAUCCAAUUAAUUAUACUAUUUAUUAAACAGGUUGACUAGACGAAUCAGUCUUAAUAUCCGUUGCUUUUCCUCCAGAUUUAAAACAGAUGAGGGCUGGAUGAACCCUGGACAAGGGUUCAACGGUUGUAACUGCCCUAAGGUCAACCACCACCUUCCCAUAAUAAUCGGUUCUGUGUUAGGCGCCGUCAUCGUCGCUUUGCUAGUGGUCAUCAUCACACUGAUUGUACUGCUGAAGCGAAGGAGCUCUGUUCAGACCCCAGUGCCAGCUAUGGUCUCAAAUGCAAUGUACCCUGACCCAGAGAAGAAAGCGAUCAUGACCAUGGAUUAUCCGCCGUUGUACGCUGAUGUCAUGAAGACUGCCCCAGCAUUAUCCCCGAAAAAAGAUUUGCUAGUUUGAUCGACUCUACAAAGACACACAUAUUUUUUUUUUCAUUGAUACGGAAGUUUGAUAACAAUUUGAUAGUUUUAGUUUACUUUGUUUAAAUAUUUCAGAUUGUUUCGCUAAAAUAAUAAGCUAUCGAAAACGAAUUUAAAAAAUGAUGAGGAAAAUGCACACGCUAUUUAAAGUAAACGUGUCUUAAUGUUUCUAUGUCCAUUUUAUUGUACAGUUCCCUUUUAAACCCCAUAGUAAAACAUAUCAGUGUUACGUGGUGUAUGUAAAAUAAUGUACUAUACGCAUCUAGUACUUAUUAUUUUUAUUUAAUUAAAACAAAAUUCUUGGCUUCAAUUUUCUAAGAGUAGAUAUAAUUGUUAUUUCUGUUAUCUUAAAGAUAAAUGUACAAAGAAAUAUAUAUAUAUAGUAAAAAAAAACAUUUUUUAUGAGCUUCAAAACAAAAAAAUUAAAUGUACAAAUAAAACACAACAACUUUAAUAAUUUGUGUUUUUAAAUAUAUUUGUUAAUGUCUGAUACUAAUAAUAUGUGUUGUGUUUGCAGUUCGGGAUGUCUUUAGAUAAUGAAAUAUCACACACCUGCAGGAAAUGCACGCACACUGAAAUGAUUAAAUAGGUAUAAAUUAGCGUGCUUAUUUUUAAAAUGCAUGUUUAUUCUCAUAGAUUACGUAAGUAGAAUGUAUCAAUUCGUGAUCAAAUAAGUAGAAAUGGAAGAACAAAUUUAUGUUGUUUUUUUUUGUUACAUACUGAAAAUAUUUCUAUGAAGGAUGAAUCACACCAUAAUAGAUUAUUUUAAAAUAAACCUUACAAACUAAUGGGACAUCAGUGUUCUUAUUUAAAAGAACAUAUAAAAAAGCAUCCUUCUAAUGACAUAUCUUAUGCGUGUAUCUUGCAGUGCACUAUUACCUUUAUAAAGACGUCACAAUGCAGUGAAAUCUAUCUCUACGUGGUCAUUGGAGGAUACCAUAUUUACCUUGUUUUACUCAAUUUCUUUUGUAACUCAUGGAAGACGUUUGUUGAUCUAUUAGUAUAUCUUGGAUAAUAAGGUCAACUGUUUAGAGCUAGCAGUGGAGGAAAUGUAGGACAGUGUUUAAUCUGUUAUAUCUUAAAUCCACUGGUUGCUGUGAAUAAUCUCUAUUUUUUUGGUGUAAAACCAACCUGGUAUACACCGAUCAAUGUCCCCAGC